This is a messenger RNA of Entrophospora sp. SA101, 507 nucleotides long. The record is from the annotation of a GenBank genome assembly. Lineage: Eukaryota; Fungi; Glomeromycota; Glomeromycetes; Entrophosporales; Entrophosporaceae.
AUGUCUUUGGAAAAUAUUGAAGUUAAAUCAAAAGAAUCAGUUCACCAUAAAUUUAUGAAAAAAGCUCUUGCACAAGAGGCUUAUGAUCAAUUAGAAGUUCCGGUUGGAUGUGUGAUUGUAUUAAAUAAUGAGGUUAUUGAAUUAGAAGCGAUCGAUCAAAUACUGUACACAACAAAUUAUACAAGUGAUAUAUUUCAACAGUGUACAUUGUACGUUACUGUUGAACCUUGCGUUAUGUGUGCAUAUGCUAUAAGAAUAUUAAGAAUCAAACAUGUAUAUUAUGGAUGUUCCAAUGAGAGAUUUGGCGGAACUGGUUCAGUGUUUAAUAUUCAUAAUGACACUAAAUUAACAUUGCAUCCUGCUUAUCUGUGCGAAGGAGGAUACUAUCGUGAAGAAUCAAUAAUGUUAUUAAGAAAAUUUUAUGUUAGAGAGAAUAAAAAUGCACCUGAACCUAGGAGAAAACAUCAAAGAAUCUUGAAAACUGAAAUCAAACCUUCAAAUAAAUGA